Messenger RNA from Lymnaea stagnalis (great pond snail), 9181 nucleotides. The record is from the annotation of a GenBank genome assembly. Lineage: Eukaryota; Metazoa; Mollusca; Gastropoda; Lymnaeidae.
UCCAAGAACCAGAUGAAGCUGACUGGUAUCAAGAAAAAUGGACGAUUUAGUUCGAAUUCGUGCAGUAUUGCAGCAUCAUCAUCGUGACAGGGCCCCAUUUGCUGCCAUGCAACAUUUUCAGCAGGAAAUGGGUUAUGACCAAAUUAUAAACAACCGUGGCAGGGGGAGAAUAUAUCGCUAUCAGGGACCUCACCCCGGAAGAGUACCGGGUCCUGCAAGGGGUGAGCCCAAGUGUCAGCGAAUUAAAAUUGAGGAUGAUGUUCUCAGGUAGAAUUAUGUGAUUGUAAAUACUUUUUUAUUAACCCAAAAUUGUUUCAUUCAUACUGUUUAAAGGUAAGAAAUGUAAGUUCAUUUAUAAAUGGCUGAUGGUGCUGAUCAAUAAAUUUUGUAUUAAAGUUACUUUGCUUUUUUUUUAAUGCAAAGAAGAAUGAAUAAAUUUUAAAACACUCAAGUCGAGAGUAGCUUAACAAAAGAAUUGUCUAACCGUUUAUAAUUACAGCUAUAGUGGUGGUUCUGAAGACCCUCCAGGCAUGUAUGUUGCUGCUCACAGUGUGGAUCAUUACAGUAAUUAUUUUGAAAUUGAGAUACUUGAUGUUGGAGACACUGGGCAAAUUGGUAAUUAAAUUAGUUUUAUAAUAGUUCAAGCUUUAUUUAUUCAGAAUUUAAUAAAAAGAUAAACCAUUAUAUAAUUUAUGUUAUAAUUAAAAAAAAAAAUUAUGUAUUAAAAACCAGAGUUGUGGGGGGGGUGUCCCACAAAAAUGUAAAGUAGAGUAUUUCAGAAUAUAGGAAGCUUUUAUGGUUAAUAUUAAUAGAAAUAUAUAUUUUCUGCCUCAAAAAAUACAAUUAGAGUUUUUUAUUCCAACCUCUUUGGCUAAUACCAAUAUGGAUUUUUUAACUAAGCGUUUCGAUAUUUUAGGAAUGACAUGAAAACAAUAUAAAAUAAUGAUGAACAAUGUUUGCACAUAUACUAUAAUUUUUUUUUUUUUUGGUCACUUGAUUGCAAUCAAAUAUGUUUUCUUAAAUUUCAACAAUUUAAAAAAAAUAAUGUUUUGAUUUGUUUUCUUGAUAGGAAUUGGUUUAGUAUCUGAAAACUCUUGUCUUAAUUGCCAUCCUGGUGUUGAAGCCAACUCUGUGGGGUAUGUGGCAGAGAAUGGAAGGUAAGUGCAGGGUUAAGCUUUUUGACAAAAUGCUCUCAAGACUGUUGGAUAAACAAAACAUAAGAACAAGGUAUGCUAAACUUGAAUAAAUAGACAGGACAAAAGAUUUGGACGUUUCGGCUUAGAGCCUUCACCAGCAAACAAAACAAGUAGAACAAGUAACAAAGCACAGUAAAAAAACUAUGGAGGUCUUCUAUGUAGUUGCCUGAAGUAGGAUUAUUAUGGAUAAACAAAAACAGGCCAAUCUUGGAUGAAAUACAUUUUAUCUGAAUUUAUUUGUAUUAAGAAUGUCAAGGAUUUAGUUUGUAAAUAAUCCAGACCAAAAAGGCUUUAACCCAAUAAAUUACUCUAUAUUUAAAAAAAAACAACAGGUUUUUUGUCAACCAUGGUCGUGGAAAUUCAGAUAUGAGCCAGUAUGGACCUCAGUGUGGGAUGGGUGACCGAAUGGGUGUAGGUAUAAGACCUAUUGAUGACCCAGCUGGAGGUGAUCGACACAGCUCAAAGAUUUUUUUCACACGCAAUGGUCAAGAGGUUAGCAACUGAUAUAUCUUAAAAGGUUACCGGAAAUUCGAUCGAAAGAAAUUUUUUCGACGGUAAAUUGAUCAACGGUAAUUUGAUCAAACAGAAAUUUGGUUGAAUCUUUUUUUAGUUCACACGUUAAAAUUUUCGUCAAAUUUCUUUUAGAACGCACUAUGCUAUAUAGUAAAACAAAAUAAUGUGUUAAAAAAGAAAUUUGAAGCAAAAUGUUAACGCUUGAACUGAAAAAAAGAUUCCACCAAAUUUCCGUUCGAUCAAAUACGGAUACGAUCUUAGAAUGGAUAUUUUAAAUAAUUAGUUUUAAAUCACACACAUUUUUAAAAAAUAAGAAAAUCAACAUAUAUUUGCAAGUUAACAUAUAUAGGCCUAUAUUAACUUUGUUUCAUUUUCAUCUCAUACUAUCAAAUUAAUGACAGGAGAAUAGUGGCCCUUUCACGUAACUAUCUUUUUACACCUCAUGCUUAGUGUCGAAUUCAUCCUCAUAAAAACUUGAUUAAAUUUCAAAAGGUGAAGAAUUUCGAUCUUGCACUAAGGCCAUAUCAGCUUUACCCUGCGGUAGGCAUGCAGUCAGAAGGAGAAGAGGUUAUACUAAGAUUGGAUGCAACAUGGAACCCAGAUGAUGUGACACAGAUGGUUGUAGAUUGUGGAGAAGAAGACUGGGUUCGCUUGGAAGAUGUGCGACUAAAUGGAACGGUAAUGCUGGCAUUCUAGUUUUAUAAAUAAUGGUUUUUUUAAAACUUGGGAGCUUUCUUAAAAUUUGUAUUAAAAAAAUUCUCACUUAUAUCCAGCCUGGCUAAUAAUAAAUACAUUGUUAAGCAGCAGUCUUUGUACGGACAGAAUCUGUUGAGCCCCUAAAUUACUCUGCUAAGGCCCAAUUUCUUCUUUACCUUUUUAAACCGGUGAUACAAAUUUCAAAUAGUUUUUCCAUUUAAAUUAAAAUCAAAGAAACAUAUUUGGCAAGUUUAGCUGGUGAUCUUUAUUACCAUUUAAUUCAAAACAUAGGCAUGUAUAUUAUGUGACACUAUUUGCAUUUAAUCUUGAUUAUUAUCUCCACCUCCUUGUUUUGAAGAGUCACUCUUAAAGAUACCUAAGGGGACUCACUCUUUUAAGGUCCCAUCAGGUAAUUAAAUUUUUUUUUUAAUCAUAUGGCAUAUAAUUUUAAUUUUUCAGACUUUAGAAUACACUGGCCGGGGAAGGACAAUCCAUGAUGUUGGGCUGGCCCAGGCUAAAUAUCCACUAGACACAACUAAUCACUACUUUGAGUUUGAGAUCGUAGAUCCUGGUGACAAAUGCUAUUUAGCUAUAGGUCUUGCAAAACAGGUAUAAAUUAGACUACUAUCGUAACAAUUUCAUUGUCAAACCACCAUGUGGUUUUUUUUUGUCAGUGUUGUUAAAUGAGGAGGUGCCCAUUCCAUACUGUUUAUAUCAGGACAGUACUGGAUUUUGUCCUGGUUUAUCGUGAGCUAAAACCCAUACACUUUAAGGUUAAAAAAAAUCUUUAAUGAUUCAUUUUUUUUAAAAAUGUAUCAAAAGAUAGGCCACAUCUGAUAUCCAGGCAUAAUUAAUGACACAACUAAAAUGAAUAUAAUUAAUCCAAAUUUGCAUUGCAUUAAUAUUUUUUUCAAAAGAACACCACACUAAAAGAUGAGCACCUGUUGUUAAAUGUAAACCAGUAGCGGUAAAUAGUUAGUGGUGUACUGUGAUUGUAUUUAUAAAGAUUUUCUUCACAUCUGUGCCCCAAAAAAAAAAAAAGAUGCCCUGAUACAAUUCUUUUCAAAUAGGCAUUUCGUUUUUCUAAUCUUUUUUUUUUUUAUAAAUGUAAACCAGUAGCGGUAAAUAGUUAGUGGUGUACUGUGAUUGUAUUUAUAAAGAUUUUCUUCACAUCGGUGCCCCAAAAAAAAAAAAGAUGCCCUGAUACAAUGCUUUUCAAAAAGGCAUUUCGUUGUUCUAAUCUUUGUUUUUGUUUGGGAACCUGAUACAAUGCUUUUCAAAAAGGCAUUUCAUUGUUCUAAUCUUUGUUUUUCUUAGGGAACCAUGUCCAUUCUUAUUCUUUUCUUUCUUUCUUAGGUGUUAAUAUGAUACACAUACAUUAUAUCAAUUUGAUUUAUAAUAUUACCUUUUGUUGUACUGCUAAAAGCAUCAGCUAAAACUUUUGAAUAUCUUCUUUGUCUCCUCAUAAUCAAGCCUAACAUGGAUCAUUUUAUUUGCACAAAUUGUUUGUCUUAUUAUUCUUCAAAAUGUGAGCUCUUGAAGCACUUUGCGUUGUAGUGGAAAUUUUACAGCUUUCCUGUAGUUAUGUGAAAAUAAUAAUAACAAAGUGCUAUACAAUGUUAGUAAAUGUAGUGCUCUCUACAGAAAACAUUGCCUUGUGGCUUCUAAAUUUAAUUACCAGUAUAUAUAUAUAUAUGUAUAUAUAUAUAUAUAUAUUUUUUUUUUUUUUUAAAUAUAUUUUUUUUAAUGUUAAAUGAUUUGACCAUUAAAUAACAAGAACGAUAGUUUUAAUUGUUGAACUGAUUACGUUCAAAGAGAGUUUUAGUGUUAAAAAAGUAUCCCAUCUUUGAUGCCCUUUCAGACCACUAAGGUCAUGCUAAGUUAAAAACAACUGAUUUAACCCAUUCAGCCUUUCAUGGAUUUCAUUGGUGGGAUGUGCACAGAUACAAGCGGAGGCCUUCAAUGUGCAUCACAUGGUAUAGUUAAAUGUUUUGAGGAGGAAUGAGGCCAAACUAUUUUAUUGAAAAGGAGACUGCUGUCGCAUUAUUUUUAAUAAAUGAGCUUUGUCUUGAUUUAAUAAAAGUGGAAUAACUUGUUUUCUAGAACUAUCCAAUGAGAAGGCAUCCUGGCUGGAACAAUGGAUCAAUAGCAUACCAUGCUGGUAAGUUGACCUGAUUGCACACAAGUUCAGAUCUCUCUGAAGCUGUAUGGUUUGUAAGCUGCUUAAGCUUAUUUACUGUUAUAAAGAAAAGAGUGAAUUACCUUGUAAGGUUUUGUGUGUAAUUUAAAUUUCAUUUCUCACUUCAGUCUUUAUCAGUACCAUAACAAAUGGAAGAUUGUUAUCCUCUCUGUGAUAUGACUAACAAAGACACGGAAUCUAACCCAUUAAACAUAGCGUUCUGCUCCUGCCAGAUAAUUAUAAUUCACAUCGAAUAUGUUUUUAUUACAGAUGAUGGGAAAUUAUUCCAUGGCUCUGGGAUGGGAGUUCAGUUUGGUCCAAAAUGUUCCAUGGGUGAGUGCUUGAUCUAUUCAUAAAAGUUGAACCUGGGAUAGCAAUCGCCCCAUUUAACAAACAAAUAAGUGAACCAACAAGUUCUGUGAACAAUUAUUUUCUGUCAGGGUCAACGAAUGAUACCUCAUGGUACAAACAUACUCGUAUGCCAGUACACACAUUGCCACCAGCUCAGUAGUGCUUUCGCGCUUUUGCAGUUUGUCGGAGUGCUGUGUUAAAAAAAGCACCUUUAUGAGGGUUAUUUUUGCACUUUUUGUCUUAUUUUAGCCCCCAUAAUGACAUCUAUAUUAUAGUACUCAUUUUAGUGUGGAAGUAAAGAAAAAAAUUAUAUUACUAUAUUUAAAUAUGAUAAUCUUCUUAAUUUUUCUAACAUCUCCAAGCAAUAUACAAAUGUCCCUCAUUUAUCCUGGUCAAUCACUUCCAGAGUCUACCGCAAUAAAUUAAUUUCCACAAAGCAUGAUUCAUCAUUUAUGAAUGGAAUAUUUUCAUAGUUAGAGCAUAGAAAACCUGUUCACGGCCCUCUAAGUGAAGUUUUUAACAUUAUUAGAACCUCUGGGUGGUGCUCGGAUACCUAGUCCUACAGUCCAUACAUACAGUAAUUUUAAUUGUAUACAGGGGUGUAUAAUUGACUCAGACAACCGACCUUUCACUAUCAUUCUCACUUUCACUAUCAUUCUCACUUUCACUAUCAUUCUCACUUUCACUAUCAUUCUCACUUUCACUAUCAUUCUCACUUUCACUAUCAUUCUCACUUUCACUAUCAUUCUCACUUUCACUAUCAUUCUCACUUUCACUAUCAUUCUCACUUUCACUAUCAUUCUCACUUUCACUAUCAUUCUCACUUUCACUAUCAUUCUCACUUUCACUAUCAUUCUCACUUUCACUAUCAUUCUCACUUUCACUAUCAUUCUCACUUUCACUAUCAUUCUCACUUUCACUAUCAUUCUCACUUUCACGAUCAACUUUUUAAUGAAUACAUUUUAUAUUGAAAGAAACAAAAUGUGAUAGAUUGGAGCCGCGAAAGUUGAAGCACGAAGUGUCGAGGGAGGACUGUAAUGAAUAUUUCAAUUGCCUGCUUUUUUUUUCUUUUAUUACUGAAAAAUACUUUAAAAUGUAAAAAUAACAUUUUUCUAAUACUGGAAAAGAUUAAUUCCAUUUAUAUUGAUUGGUAUGGGAAAAAUGAUUUUGGUUUGUGAACAUUUCUGUUUAAUAACAGAGUCACAGAACAUUUUAAGUUUAUUAUCCCAGGUUCCACUGUAUUUUGUUGAUGUCAGCUUGACAGAUUCUGCAACUCAUACACUUAGACACAACUGUAUUAUUGUAAGAGGUGUAAGAUACUAAGGGAUUGCCAUUGAGAUUCUCUGGAUUGAAACUUGGUUUUUAAAUUUAAAUCUUUGUAUGCUUAAUACAAGGUGACAUGACAAUCUGAUCUUUUUCCACCCGUGGCAGGUGACACCAUGGGUUGUGGGAUCUACUUCCCCCCAGACUACGACAAUGAAACAGAGGCACUGAGCAAUGAUGAGGACGAUGAUGGCAUGAGUCAGGAGGAUGAAGAUCUGGAUGAGGAUGAAGAUGGCCAGCUGGAUGACAUUCUUGGUCUUGGUGACUCGGAUGAUGAAGAUGACCCAUUUUUUCGACCUCCCAAAAGACGUCACCACAAGGGGAAGGCUGCAAAAGUAACAGUAAGGACUUUCCAUAAAAAUUCAUCAGGGCUUGAUAUUGACCAUAGGGUAUUGGCAGAUCAAGCCGGAGGAACAAAAUAUGCCUUUAAAAUAGCGGUUCUCAACCUAUGGGUCGCGACCCCUUUGGGAGUCGCAUGACCCUUUCACAGGGGUCGCCUAAGACCAUCUGAAAACAUAUAUACUCUACAGUUAUAAAGUAUCAAGUGAAAAUAAUUGUGUGGCUGGGGGGUCGCCGCAACACAAGGAACUGUAUUAAAGGAUUGCGGCAUUAGAAAGGUUGAGAACCACUGCUUUAAAAGAAAAAAAUACAUGGAGUAAAUGAUAACAUAGAUUAAAAAUUGUACUAAUUAGAAUGUCAAACCCUGAAUUUAUUUUUUGCAAAGUCUGGGUUGAUGUCGUAAAACUAAAUGUUGUGAGUGUUUAGUUCUUUUGUUUUACGUCUAUUUAAUUUUUCUGUGACAUUAUUUUAUUUGGUCUUUUGUUGUUGUUGUUUGACAUCUCUUUUUUAUUUUAAAAACAUGUCAGUUAUUCAGUUGCUUCCGCAAAUUCAUCUAAUUUUUCUUAAACUGAAACCAAAGUCAUGGGCUCAUUUUAAAUGAAACUUUUAUCACAAACAGGAGUAAAAAAGUAAUUAUCAAAUCACAGAGUGAUGCAAAAAUUGUCUAACUCUCAAGGAUGUCAGGCUAACAAAUCCAUCAACAAAGUAACAUUUGUUUCAUGAAGAUGUGGCUUUUCCUAUUUUCAGAGGGAUUCCCAAUUUUCCUUCUGACAUUUCUAAGCCAAAAGAAACAAAUACUACAAUUUUUUUUUUUUUCUGUGCUGACAGUCUGAUUACUUCUCUGUUUUAAUGUUAAAGUAUUUGUUGCCACCUGCUUAAAUGAAAUUUAUUUUAACCAGUUUUAAAUACAAAAGAAACUGUUAGUUUUAAGAAGUAGGUGAGGGCUUGACUUCAGACCAAACACUUGCUAGUGCCCUCAUCUUUAUUAGUUCUCCACAUAGAGAGUUCAUGUCUUUGAAUGUUCAUGAGCUUUCCUGGAGAAUAAGUCAGAAGUCAUAUUACUUUGGAAGUGCUGCCUACCACAGCAGUUUUAGCAUCUUGGUAGAAAUUUGAAACCUGUGUUAGAUUUCUUUAAGAAUUGCUACUAGCUCACUCCCUUAAGAAAAACAGCAAGCUGUCGAGCCAGAGCUCAUUAAGUCCUCCCCAAUGUACCCCCUCUUCCCUCCAACUCAAGUGGCGUAAUUCUAGUCGGACCCUGAAGUGUCACCUCAGGGGCAUUCCUGACUAUGUGAGUGGGGCGGCAUCAAUGAAGGAACACCUGGUUGGCUGGUGGUGCUGCUCUCACAACACCUGCAGUUGAACUUUCUUUGGACUAUAUUUUAAUGUCCACAAAAAAAAACUCUUCCCAUGCUGGGGUGGUGACCAGACACCCUCUAAUAGGGUUUCUACACAUGGUUUCUACUUUGUGAUUGGGUCACAUUGUAGCUGGGAUGGAACGGUUGCCUAGGAGCAGUCCCCUCAUAGGAUAGACUGCAUGAUAAAGAAGUGCUGCUCAUCUCAGUGGUUUUAACACCUUCAUAGAAAUUUGAAACCUGUGUUAGAUGUGUGUAAGAAAAUUGUGGUUGCAUUUAUAAAGCUAAUGAUAAUUUAGAGUGGAUUGCAGUUGUAAUACUCUAAAAGAUUUCUCAAUCCAAGAAUGCAAUCAACAAUUUGGGGAUGAAAAAUAUAGACCUACUCUUUUUUUUUCAGAAUAUUUUAUAGUAAUGAUUGUAAAACAUUACAUAGACAUUUUUUUAAUUAUAACUACAGACAAUUUUAUUAAUUAUAAAUCAAUCAGAAACCAUCACUGUUGAAAAUGAACUCUCAGCAUUCAUAUUCAGCUUGUGAUAAUGAUUGAUCACUAUUAGGAUAUUCCUCAAAGUCACUUUCUGCACACAAUAUCCAGCAAUAAAGAAAAUUUUCAAUGCAUCCAUUCAGUUGUGGAUGUUUGUAAAUUAUUAUUGGUGUGUUUUUUUUUCCUGCCCGCCAUCAUAUCUAGUGAGAAUCAAGUCCAAGACUGUAACACACCUUUUUUUUUUUGUUGUUGUUCUUCAGGUAUUUUUUACAAGGAAUGGCAAAGUGAUAGGUCACAGAGAAGUGACGGUGCCCAAAGGGGGUUUCUACCCAACCAUCGGAAUGCUCAGCUGCAAUGAAAAGGUCAGAGUGGAUCUACACCCACUUACAGGCUAGAGAUGUUACUUAUAGUUUUUAGUUAAAUAAUCUAAAUUGAAAUAUUUCCUGUGUCAUGGGAUGGAUGGAUUAGACUGAAUGUUUUACUAGUGUCACAUGUUUGAAGGGUGUGUCAUCACAAUGGAUUUGUGGCCAGACAAUUUUAUUUAAAAUGCAGGCCUGGCCAUCAUUAUGAAUAUAAUGAAUAGACGAUAAGCUUGAGUGUAAACUUUGGAUACCCUACUUUGAUAUGCCAUUCUGAAGUAUCAGGAGAGUCUUUGAUAUGCCGUUCUGAAAUAUCAGGAGAGUCUUUGAUAGGCCAUUCUAAAAUAUCAGGAAAGUCUUUGAUCAGCCAUUCUUAAAUAUCAGGAAAGUC